This is a messenger RNA of Aspergillus alliaceus, 1957 nucleotides long. RefSeq lists its product as uncharacterized. NCBI's taxonomy places the organism in Eukaryota, Fungi, Ascomycota, Eurotiomycetes, Eurotiales, Aspergillaceae. The transcript is spliced from 2 exons. The record is from RefSeq and is a predicted model, not a curated record. The coding region runs from base 177 to 1787 and encodes 536 amino acids.
GUCAUGUGAUACCCGCCCAGUCUGUUCUACUACUAUCACAGGCGCAGCUUCAGCCAAUUUCAGUGUUCGAACCCGUAUAAUAUCUGCCUACUGAAAACAAUUCCAUCCGCACAUCUGCAUAAAACUGCACAGUUCUCGUUGUAUAACUAAAUUUCUUUUAUCCUUCUCAGAGCAGAAUGGACUGGGAUCGGAAUAGAAGGUUUGAUGAUCACCGCGGUGGAGAGAGCUAUCGCCCAGCAGGUCCUCGUGGUUAUAUCAGACGCAGUAGAUCGCCACGGAACCGUUCCCCCCGCCUAGUUGCUGAUACCUGGGUGCCAUCUUCAAAUCGAUCAUAUGGUCGUGUACGCAGUCGGUCACCUCCGGCUUUUAGGAGUCGCUCGUCCCGGAGCCCGUCUUUCUACCACAGGGACAGUGCCCCUGGCUCAUACAUGAAGACAUACUCGCCUCCUAGACGGUUUUCACCCAGGCGCGAAGGACGACCCAGGUCUCCUGGCCCUAGCUCAUGGCGUUUACGAUCACCGUACACCGACAGCCGACCUCGUGAUUUCUCUAGGGAUAGGAACAUGUCAAAGCGGUUUCGGGAUCCAUCACCAGCUAAUCUAGACUAUAGAUCAGCGAGAAGAGAGCGUCCUCUGUUGGCUGUAUCUGAUCAGUAUUCGAGACCAACCUCACCUCCCAGGCGUAGCUUGUUGCGCGAUAACAUUGCCCGUGUACCGAUGGCUCCUCGAUCUCGAAGUCCAAUUCAAGAAGGCCGUAGGGAUCGCCAUGCAGAGAAUCACAUAACCCAAAGACGACGAUCACCCUCUCCUCGAGGCGUUCCUGCUGCAUACACCUCCGCUCCUGGCUCUGUUUCCAACUCGAGAAGGUCAUCGCCUUUAACAGAUAAGGUUGGUGUUUUCCAGUUGGACAACAGGGUUCGGUCACCGGCAUCUCAGCCGGUCCCUUGUCGGCGCUUGUCAAGGAACUCAGAGCAUUCUCCAUGUCGUCAAGAGCGUGCAACAUCGAACAAGACCAAGCCAAGCCAAGACGAGACUCGGCAUGAUUCUCUAGUUGUGGACCAAGCAAGUAGCACUUCAGGAAAAGGGGAUUCCGAUUCACUCGGUCGGGCUCCGUCUCUUGAAGUUCAGGGACAAGAUUCGGGUCAAUUAAAGACAGCACAUCAUGGAAGCGUGCCAAGUUACCCAAGGGCACAUAGCGUUGCGCAGGAGCAUUCGCCACCGUCUGGUCCGUCACAUGGAAUUAGGUCUCAGUCCUCUCAAGCUCGCAGUUCAAAUAUCUCACUUCUUUCGGCCCCGACUCGUCCUCGUGGGGGUCCAAGCUUCAAGGACAACAUUUGGGGCGGGGCUCCCGCUCGCCGUGGACUCGCGUUAGCUGGACCCAUUGGUCCCCCAACUGGUCCACGCAGUAGCCAUAUGUCCAUAGGACCGGGUUUGGAUGUCCACCGUCAUACUCCGUACCGACAAGGUAGUGUUACAGGGACUCCCUAUCCCCGCACCCCGAGGUACAUGAGUCAUCUUACCGGUCUGUGCUCAAUUAUAUCAGGAGGGAGAUCUCUCCCAUCUGACCUGGAUGCCCCUACGGAAAAGCGCCUUUUGCAAUUGGAUACGGACAAGGAUCGGCUAAUUGAACAAAUUGCAGACAGCCAAAGACUAAAACGGAUUGGGAUUCGAGACUGGGACAGACUAGAUAGAGAGAGCUCCAUUUGCGCUCUGAAAAGUGAACUCGCGGAGGGACACCUACAGCGCCUCACGGAUGGUGAAAGCGCACAUGUGAGCGCAAUCUUCUGAUUGCCUAAUAAUGAACAUUAUUUUCACUCAAGAAGGACGUGAAUUGUUAUUAAACUCUUUGACUCCACGCGUAUGACCAUCUCGGCAUUGUAUACUCCUUAUAUGAAACAGCCACGUAGAGCAAGAAAUGUAUAAGCGAUAGUAACAAUAAGAAAUUAAGCAAAGCGAGG